Odontomachus brunneus is the source of this 5492-nucleotide messenger RNA. RefSeq lists its product as uncharacterized. The transcript is spliced from 7 exons. The record is from RefSeq and is a predicted model, not a curated record. NCBI's taxonomy places the organism in Eukaryota, Metazoa, Arthropoda, Insecta, Hymenoptera, Formicidae. The coding region runs from base 1231 to 4092 and encodes 953 amino acids. Gene Ontology annotation, molecular function: protein binding.
GUAGACGCGAUUAUGUUUCGUGUCUGGAGAACCCAUUCAGUGCUUCUCACGGCACGAGGGCACAUGGUACGGUCGCGAUCGUCGCAGUCGUCUCCGCGAGUGGCACGCACAUGGUGGUGCACCAAAGUGGAGCGAAGAUAAGCCCGCCGAGGAAGUCGAGGAAGGAUACAGUGAGAGAAGAUAAAGGCAGACAAGUGAGAGAGCAAUCUCAAAUUAUAUGAACGACGAUAGAGAAUAUAUAGGGAUGAAUUUCUCUCUCUUCUUUUUUUAAUAUAUUAGAUAUCGUAAAAGACGUCGAAGAUAUUUUGCAGAUAUAUCACACAGAUACACGUAAAAAAUAUAUUCUUGAAUAUGUAAAGUAACAAACGUAAUGACGUAUAUAGAAAUAAUAACAUUCAUGAAAAUAAAAAUAUUUAUAGAAGCGUGUAAUUGAAUAAAUAAUAAUAAAACAAAAAAGGAAUAAAGUAAAAUACUUAGAAGACUAGAGAGAGAUUUUAUUUAACUUGUUUUCUCUUUUGUAUUUUCGGCUUUUUAAAAUAUCGCGCGAAAAAGGGCGUUGGGGUAGGUCAGAAGACACUGAGGGCGCAACGUGGAAGAAACAGACAGAGAGAGAGAGAGAGAGAGAAAGGGAAAGACACUAUUAUGUAGCGAACAUAGCGACGGUUGCUGCUGACCUGCACAGGUACGCACUUUCGGAAGUGAUUCGGCGCGUGUCCGGCAGCGUGAUGUGAAAAGUUUGGUUCCGUGCCAAUUAGUGAUAGUGCGACGCCGUGAACGCGUUCUUGUCGAUAAAAUUUCCACGAGUUUCAUGCUGAACAGUGCUGAUUCGCGCUCUCUUCGCGUCGACACAUCAGCGUGGAUUCUUAAGUAGUGCUACUACGUCGUGAAGGUAUGCAGGUACCUGGGAAGACGAGAGUUAGAACAGCAGAAUGACCCGAAGGUUGAGUUGAAAAUUCGCUGACUUUCGACCUCAGGAUCGCGCUGUGAAACGGCAACUCGACUGUCACGAAGGCCUCAACGAGAGACCGGGCGCGACCGCAAGUCGGACUUUCCCGUUAUUGGAUCACUGCGGGCGGGAGGGAAGAAGCGGCAAUUUGUCCGUCCGUUGGCGCGGGAUUUUGCGAAUCUCUCACGGUUCCUCGAGAUAAACAGACCAGGUGGUCGACGACUAUGAUACUCUUCCUUACUUUAUUGACGAAAACAACCGAUUAAAAAGAUAGACAGCGAAAGAUGGUGUAUCGAGGCAGUUUGCAGACGGACGAUCCCAGAGAUGCGCCGAAGCUGGUCAGGAUGUCUCCGCUCCGCAGCAGCAGGCCCAUCAAUCCCGGACCGAAUUCGCGAGCCACCUGUUCCGUAAAAGGCCCUCUCGGUCACAGUUCGUUCGCGACGUCGAUCGACGCGAAUCGCGCGCGGCUGAUCGAGGAGAGGCGUUUGGGCCGCGAAAGGGACAUCGAGUCGGUCGAGAGGGUAAUUGUAAGGACUACCGGCAUGAAAAUCAGUGCACCUAAACUGCGCAAUAUCAAUGAGAUUCGCGAGACCGUCUUCGUGGAUCAAUCCUUGACGCCGCUGAACAAGAUAGGCAAGACAGAGUCUAAGAAUCGGCCGCGCAGCGUCGCCGUCGGCCUCGACGACAGCAACGCCAGGAUACCGAGGACUCACAGUUCCCUCUUAGCAGACCUGAAGGAUCUGGAGAGGUUGAGGAACACUCCGUCGACGCAGAGGAAUUACAAAGGUCCUUUGAGGAUGGAUAAAAUGGAAUCGAAGUCACCAAUGAUUCUUAGUAAAAAAUCCGACAUGCCGACUUCCGCUAAAAUCCGCUCGGACAUCUUUAGGAUUCAGCAAAUGUUCCAAUCGUCAGAUCCUGUGUCCAGAACGGCAAGCAGGAGUAGCAACGACAGAAAGAUCAAGAGCGAGUCAGAAAAGGAGGAGAAAAAGCCUAUUACGGAGAUCAAUAAAACUCGGCUGUUAACGCAGAAACUGCUGGAGGCGUCCAAGAUCAAUCGAGAAUCUUUGAAGGAACGUUGUAACAAUUCGAAGAGCUUGUCCAAUAAAACAAUAAACAAGGACGCGAACGGAAAGGUCUCGAAGAUAUUGCCGGAGAAAAUCCCGGAGAAAGAACUGCGGGAGAAGCAAUGGGAGAAAGUGGAGGCGAGUUCGGAGGAUCAGCCGCGUCCUCCCGCUCGCAGGAGGAGGAACUCGAAGAAUCGGGGGUGGAAGGACGCAAGUUACUCGGACGAGUGCUCGCAGGAGGAUCGAAGUGUCCGCGAUCGCGAUCGCGAUCGCGGGGAGGACUCGUCGAACGGCGCGAGUGCGGAAGAGAAUUCCAAGGCCAGUUCUAAUCUGGAAAGACCGGAUAUUCUGGACGGGCUCGUGAAAGAGUCUGACCAGCAGCUGGCAGACUUGAGGAGUGAUCUCGGCGAGAGGGGCCGCUCGCGGAGUCACUGGCGAGGUUUCGUGCAAUCCAUGAGGCUGCAUGACGUGGAGCUCCAUUCGGACAGCGAGGACCAAAGGAAGGAUUUGAAUCUGUGGAACAAGAGCAUCAGCCAGCGUUGGCGGAAGCUGCGAAGACGAUGCUCCAUCCAGGAGUCGUCGGAGCCGCAGGAAGCGCUGAUACAGGGUGGAACGAAUCAUGGUGUUAUACAAGCGGUGAGAUCGACACCGGCCAGCAGAGAAGCCUCGCCGGCGGCGAAGAGUCUUCAGGAUGGCAACUCGCCGAAAAAACUGCUGCAAACUAGUUCCCUGAGGUUGCCAGGCACAACGAAGGGCAUCGCCGACAUCCAGCAUGUGCUCCGCAGUAAGUUCAGCAAGAUAAACGCGGGCAUCAGGAAGCGGAAGGCCCUCAGCGUGACGGAAGUGUUUCCGCCGCAGAAGGACAACGCGUCCAGCUUUUACGUGCCAAGUCCGCUCACCUCGUCGUCCAGUCAGACCUUCGAGGAGAACUACGACUCGAACGAGCCUACGUCUCUUCCGCCUUAUCCUUUCCACGACAACCUCGAGACCCUGGCGGAGGGCAGUGUACCGAACUCCCCGCAUUGUACCAGCCCGUUAAACAGCAACGGCGACACUUUCACUUAUUCCCAAGAGGCCUACGAACAGAAGGAUCUCUACGAGAACGUAGCGUUCUCCAGGCCCACGCCGUCUUGUCCCAGGACUCGUCCUGUGCUCCAACGCAGCAACUCGGAGAAUCGUGCCGACGCCAGUGUGCACGAUCACUCUUACGAAAACGUACGCUUUCAGCGAGGCGGUCAGCGUGACGACUUGGUAACUUCCGCCAGCCCUUACGUGGGUAGGCACCUUGGCAGGAGUAAUUCUGAGACCAGGGAGCACUCGUACGAGAACGUGCACUUCCAGAAAAACGCGAAGACCAAGAACCAGUCGGCACCGUCGUUCGAGGAGAUACACAUACCCAGGGUAACAUCUAGAAAGCGGUCCGAGUUUAAGCUCGGCGGACAAGUAAAUAAUUACUCGACCGAGGCUACGUUGGUUGUUGGCGGUAAGGAGGAUGGACCAUCCAGUCUGGGUAUAGACAGAAGUCCCGGCAAGAGGACGACGAAGAGGCUCAACAGCAGGAGCGUCGCGAAUAUUCCUAGCUCUUCGGGAGCGAACUUGAAGACUUGGCAAGGUACACAAGACGCGGAUGAAGGUCUGAACACGGACUCGGAGCUCGAGGAUAUUGACGAGGCCGCCGAGGGCGAGGAAUCACGUUUCUGUACCUUGCCAAGACCCGGUAAGAGCGGCGCAUCCUUCACGAUACUGACUGCCAGAUUUCUCAAGGGUCCUGGGCACAAGGGACUCGGCUUCAGUAUCGUCGGCGGUACCGACAGUCCUCGAGGGAACAUGGGGAUUUACGUGAAAACCGUUUUCCCUAAUGGUCAAGCCGCUGACUUAGGGACUGUUAAAGAAGGGGACGAAAUUUUGUCGAUAAAUUCGAAACCUCUUCACGGUAUGACCCACGCCGAGGCGAUCGCCGAAUUCAAGUCUGUGAAGGCUGGAGACGUCGUACUGCACGUGGGACGUCGCGUGAACAGGAAGAAAAGGGAAUCCUUGACCCUGGCGCCGGUAAAUCCCGUUCCGAGACAAUCCGUCAAGUGAAUUCGCCGUUUUGUCGAGUUAACGUCGAAUCUCGGACUUCUUCCGCAAACUCGAUCUUCCACACUACUCAAAGAUUCACCGUUCAGCAAUAUCGAUUAUUAUUGCUAUCAAUGGUUCGCGUGAGAUCGCAACAGACAGUGUGCAGAGACAGUGUGAGGUUUUUGAUUGUCUUAACCCUCGAUUCGUGAGACGAAAUUACAUAAAAUUUUGACCUUAAAUUGUGUUAACUUUCUUCCUACAUUUUUUGUAAGUAGUUUAUUUUUUUUUAUUAAAGAAGUUAAGGUUACAUGUGUAAAAAUUGAUGCAUUUAAGAAGAUAUUUUAUAGACAAGGCGAUUAUUCAUAAGUUCUAGUACGUAUGAUCAAUACGUUUCAUUACGAUUCUUAUACUUUCGUAUGAUAUGAGAAAGAGAGAGAGAGAAAGACAGAGGAUCCGUUCUUUUUUACCGGCACAUUAUAUACAUUUUUUCCUUUUCUAUACUUGCUACAUAUCUUACUUGCCGCGUGUUAAACACACAAAGUGUAACACACGCGUUAUAUCUAGAAAGAACAAAUCUACAUUCGUGUCACGGCUUCAGGGUUAAGUUUACAGGCGAGACGAGAAAGGUACUGUGUGCGCGCGUGUUUGCGUGUCUUGCAUGGCAUUUCACUUUCACAUAUUCGGAUCCUGCCAGGACAACGAGAAAUGCUUACAAUUACCAGCCAGGGGAUUAUCAGGAAUGAGCGUUUUCUUACGUCAUCGAAUUAAGAAGAGUGCAAAAUUGUCGACAGCUCUUCUCACGAAAGCAUGCGAAAAGAGUGAGUCAGUGAUAAGCAACGUCUCACGCCGAUCUAACAAUCAUAAUCAAACGGUGAGGCGGAUGCUGUCGAAUCAAAACGCGUUUUAACCGUAUAACGCGGUCGAUCCGCUCGCUAUAUCGAACAUUAAUAUUUAUCGAUAACCCGUAAUCAUUAUCUAAUACUACGUAAAAUUACUACACUGCGAGAAAGAAUACCUAAAAAUAAAAAAAUAUUCAGUGGAUACUGACAUAUUUACUUAUCCUAAUAUAUAUACUUUCAUAAUGAGACAAUUUUUUUCAACACACACAAGAUAUGCAUUUUCUUUACAUACACCGUUUUAAUGAGAAAGUAAUUGUUUAUCCUACUUAAAUAAAAGAAUUUAGAUUUCGACUAGGAUAUGGAAUUAGAUAAGUAAAUUUGUCGUCAGCACUCACCGAAUUAAUAUUUUUUAUUUUCUUCUCUCAGUGUAGGAGUAUCGGUGCAACGGAGGAUCGUUCAAGCUUUCGACCCGACUGCAUUUUCCCACUUUGUUUUCACGCGAAUAUAUAAAUUCUGAAGCGAAUUAAUGAAUUAGAUGAUUUGAGAAAAAUUCGGCUAAUAUUGGAGACAUAAUUACUUCGC